AGUUUUCGCAAGUUUGGCGCGGCAGCUACCGAGAGGAGAGGGGAAGCUGAGAGAACGAUUGAGAGAAAGCCAAGACGUCGGAGUAUUUAGCGCUUAGCGCCCUCUGGCGGAGACAAAAGUUGAUUGUUUUUGUAGGAUUUUUUAGCUCGAAGUUUGCGCCUGACAGAUAGACGGCUACGCCGAAUGGGGAUUAUGCGAAUGCCGUUUUCAUUAUUCCUUCAAACGCCUUCCCAUUUCUUUCAAUUAAAGUUCAACUUGAGCGCGUUCUUUGGGAUUUGUCGGGCUAAAAUAUUGCAUUAAUUACUUUUUUUGAAUUGACAGCAAGGCACGCGGGCAGACAGCAGUUAAAAUAAGGCAGCAGAAAGUUUUUAGUGUCACAGUGAUACAACGCUUUCUCUCACCCUUCUCUCACCCGACCUCUUCGGCCUCCAAGCUAGGACCUCUUUAACCGGCUAAGAGCUAGACUAGGAUUGAAUUAAAAACACAUUUAACGCUUAAUUUAAGAAGGCAAGUGACAAUGGGGGGAGUGACUAUUCCAAAGGAGCGCCCUAACCACAAGGGCCCUCCUAAAGUACCAUUCGAUUCGUUCGCUUUGUUCACCUGUAGGAAGAGCGAUGUCAACGCAGCUGUCAGUCAGUGGGGCAGGAGCAAAAGGAGGACGACAUCGCCGAAGCUUAAUCGAGGCGCAGGACGAAGACGAUGUGGCUACAGAUGGAACUUUCAGCGACUUAAUUACAAGCGAAAGCCUCAACCAGCAGGCGGCCGAGAAGUAUUUGGCAACUACCCCAGCCCAACGCUCGACCAAAACUUUGCACCGAAUGGAUGAAGUGUACGGUGCCCAAAGGAGCGAGGACACCACGGGCACCACGGACACCAGCUACGACUAUGUCUAUGAAGACGAAGUUGAGCCGGAGACCACCCCUUCGCCCACCCGUAGAUCCAGGACGGGCCAACAAUUUGGCAAAUCAUUAAACAACAAUUUACGCAGCGCUGCUAAAUCACUGGUCAACAAGAGGAGGAAAUAUGACCACGGAGCAGAGCAAGCGAAGCACGUUAGCCAGCUGGAGGAGGAUGAGCAGGAGCUGGAGCUUCUCGAGGCGAUCGGGAUGGCAACGGAGCUGGCAACGGAGCUGGCGACGGAGGCGCAGACCAGCACACCGCCUGCUGUUAUUGAUGACGAUAAUCAAAGUGACAACGGCAGCUCAGGCCGAACGCAGGAGACGUCUGUAAGGAGUGACACCGAUGACAUGGUUGAAAUCAACACCCCCCCACCAGAGCCAGCUCAAAGCUCCUUCGCCGCCGUCUCGCACCAGCCUGCCAUGGAACAUGAUUUUCAAAUCAAAGGGACCGAUGCUGAUGGCUUGCAGACGGAGAAACCUGCCACUGAUGAUAUCAAUAAUGAGCGUGAUUUAGCUGACAACUAUGAGGUAGACAGUAUGGAGCCGACCUCGCCAGGCACACCCCCACAAGGUAAGGAAGGUCAACAAAAUGGCAAGGAGUCACCACAAUCAAUUCAACCCGAAUCGGAUCGGAUGAUGAGUGAUGCCUCGCACUAUGAGGACAUCGAUAUAGUCAAACUAGAUGGAUUGCCAGUUUCCCAUGAAGAGGAGAUCUACAAGACGGCAGAAAAGGAAAAUAUAGCACCGAGGAAUGAACCAUCUCAGCAUAUCGAUAGGAGUGAAAACGAGGUACUGAAGGACCAUCAGCCGGGUGACGAGGAACCACCCCAACUAGAGCCCCUGAAGCCGUAUGUGAGUGAGCGAGUGGAUCUUCCGGGCAAACGCAUAUUCCUGAACCUGACCAUAGCCACAGACGAGGGCAGUGACUCCGUUUACACCUUGCACGUGGAAGUGCCCACGGGCGGAGGACCACACAUCAUCAAGGAGGUGCUGACCCACGACAAAGCGAAUGCCCAGCACCAGGCAGACAGUUGUGUUCAGGAGCCACCGCCGCGCAUGCCCGACUGUCCGUGCAGCUGUCUUCCGCCUGCGGCGCCCAUCUAUCUGGAUGACACCGUUGACAUCGACUCCAUCGACUCUGCCCCACCAGCUCACACUGUUACGACGAGCACGAUCUCGGCACCUACUGACCCCUUCCAUAGCGAGGAGAAGCACGAGGAGGACGGGGCUAGAGAUGAGGAGCUAACGGCUUCCUCGAGCAGAGCUACUAACCUUCCUAGCACUGAGAUCGAUAACCACAUUGCCGCCUAUACUGAACCCACUGUUGGUGCUGGUGGUGUACCGCUUGCAUGCCCUGAUGUGAUGCCAGUACUGAUACUGGAAGGAGCCCGAACAUUCCCCGCACGCAGUUUCCCACCGGACGGCACCACCUUUGGCCAGAUUACCCUCGGCCAGAAGCUGACCAAGGAGAUCCAGCCGUACAGCUACUGGAACAUGCAGUUUUACCAGUCGGAACCGGCCUACGUAAAGUUUGACUACACGAUUCCGAGGGGCGCCUCCAUCGGCGUAUACGGCCGACGCAACGCCCUGCCCACCCACACGCAGUACCACUUUAAGGAAGUGCUCAGUGGAUUCAGUGCCAGCACACGAACGGCCCGGGCCGCUCACCUGUCGAUAACGCGGGAGGUGACACGCUAUAUGGAGCCGGGGCACUGGUUCGUCUCGCUCUACAACGACGACGGGGACGUGCAGGAGCUGACCUUCUACGCGGCCGUAGCCGAGGACAUGACCCAAAACUGUCCCAACGGCUGCUCCGGCAACGGUCAGUGCCUGCUGGGACACUGCCAGUGCAACCCCGGCUUCGGGGGCGACGACUGCAGCGAAAGCGUGUGCCCAGUGCUGUGCUCCCAGCAUGGCGAGUACACCAACGGGGAGUGCAUCUGCAACCCGGGCUGGAAGGGCAAGGAGUGCUCCCUGCGUCACGACGAGUGCGAGGUGGCCGAUUGCAGUGGGCACGGCCACUGUGUUAGUGGAAAAUGCCAGUGCAUGCGCGGCUACAAGGGCAAAUUCUGCGAAGAAGUGGACUGUCCACACCCGAACUGCUCAGGCCAUGGCUUCUGCGCCGACGGCACCUGCAUCUGCAAGAAGGGCUGGAAGGGUCCUGACUGCGCCACCAUGGACCAGGAUGCGCUGCAGUGCCUCCCAGACUGUUCCGGCCACGGCACGUUCGACCUGGACACACAGACCUGUACCUGCGAGGCAAAGUGGAGUGGGGACGACUGCUCCAAGGAGCUCUGCGACUUGGACUGCGGCCAGCAUGGACGUUGUGAAGGCGACGCUUGUGCAUGCGAUCCGGAAUGGGGUGGCGAGUAUUGCAACACCCGGUUGUGCGACGUCCGCUGUAACGAGCAUGGCCAGUGCAAGAACGGCACUUGCCUGUGCGUUACUGGCUGGAACGGUAAGCACUGCACCAUCGAGGGCUGUCCCAACAGCUGCGCCGGACAUGGUCAGUGCCGUGUGAGCGGCGAGGGUCAAUGGGAGUGCCGCUGCUAUGAAGGCUGGGACGGACCAGACUGCGGCAUCGCACUGGAGUUGAACUGUGGCGACAGCAAGGACAACGACAAGGAUGGCUUGGUUGAUUGCGAGGAUCCCGAGUGCUGUGCCAGCCACGUGUGCAAAACCUCCCAACUAUGUGUUUCUGCCCCGAAGCCCAUAGAUGUGCUGCUCAGAAAGCAGCCGCCAGCUAUAACUGCUUCCUUCUUUGAGCGGAUGAAGUUCCUCAUCGACGAGAGCAGCCUGCAGAACUACGCCAAGCUGGAAACCUUUAACGAGAGCAUUUUUUGGAAUUAUUUCAAUGCAAGUCGAUCAGCGGUGAUCAGAGGCCGCGUUGUUACUUCUCUGGGCAUGGGCCUGGUGGGUGUGCGAGUGUCCACCACCACGCUUCUGGAGGGCUUCACCCUGACCCGAGAUGACGGAUGGUUCGACCUAAUGGUGAACGGUGGCGGAGCCGUGACCCUGCAGUUCGGACGCGCACCUUUCCGGCCGCAGUCGCGCAUCGUGCAAGUGCCAUGGAACGAGGUCGUCAUAAUUGACUUGGUCGUCAUGAGUAUGUCCGAGGAAAAGGGAUUGGCCGUGACUACGACGCACACCUGUUUCGCACACGACUACGACCUCAUGAAGCCAGUGGUGCUGGCCUCAUGGAAGCACGGAUUCCAGGGAGCCUGUCCCGAUCGUAGCGCCAUUCUGGCUGAAUCUCAGGUGAUUCAGGAGUCGCUGCAGAUCCCGGGAACGGGCCUGAACCUGGUGUACCACUCGUCGCGUGCCGCCGGCUACCUGUCCACCAUUAAGCUGCAGCUAACGCCAGAUGUGAUUCCCGCAUCGUUGCAUCUAAUCCAUCUCCGCAUAACAAUCGAGGGAAUACUGUUUGAGCGAAUAUUCGAGGCGGAUCCUGGCAUCAAGUUCACGUACGCCUGGAACCGACUCAACAUCUACCGGCAGCGCGUCUAUGGUGUGACCACAGCCGUGGUGAAGGUUGGCUACCAGUACACCGACUGCACUGACAUUGUGUGGGACAUUCAAACAACUAAGCUGAGCGGCCACGACAUGUCCAUCUCGGAAGUGGGCGGGUGGAACCUGGACAUCCAUCACCGCUACAACUUCCACGAGGGAAUCCUGCAAAAGGGAGACGGCUCCAACAUAUAUCUGCGCAAUAAGCCGCGCAUCAUCCUGACCACGAUGGGCGAUGGCCACCAGCGGCCGCUGGAGUGUCCCGACUGCGACGGCCUGGCGACAAAGCAGCGACUCCUGGCACCCGUCGCCCUGGCCGCCGCUCCAGACGGUAGUCUUUUCGUCGGUGAUUUCAACUACAUCCGCCGCAUCAUGACCGACGGCAGCAUCCGCACUGUGGUCAAGCUGAACGCGACCCGUGUCUCCUACCGCUACCAUAUGGCCCUCAGUCCGCUCGACGGAACGCUCUAUGUUUCGGAUCCGGAGUCACACCAAAUCAUUCGGGUGCGGGACACCAGCGACUACUCGCAGCCGGAACUGAACUGGGAAGCGUUUGUGGGCUCCGGGGAGCGCUGUCUGCCUGGUGACGAAGCGCACUGCGGCGACGGGGCACUGGCCAAGGAUGCGAAAUUGGCUUAUCCGAAAGGCAUUGCGAUUUCGAGCGACAACAUCAUGUACUUUGCCGACGGAACUAAUAUCCGAAUGGUGGACCGGGAUGGAAUCGUAAGCACUCUGAUCGGCAACCACAUGCACAAGUCCCACUGGAAGCCCAUUCCCUGCGAGGGAACCCUGAAGUUGGAGGAGAUGCAUCUUCGCUGGCCCACUGAGCUAGCAGUCUCCCCGAUGGACAACACGUUGCACAUAAUCGACGACCACAUGAUCUUGCGCAUGACUCCAGACGGUCGUGUGCGCGUCAUCUCCGGCCGGCCCCUGCAUUGCGCCACAGCCUCCACUGCCUACGACACGGAUCUGGCAACCCACGCCACCCUGGUGAUGCCGCAGUCCAUCGCGUUUGGCCCACUCGGUGAGCUGUACGUGGCGGAGAGCGACUCGCAACGAAUUAACCGGGUGCGCGUGAUCGGCACGGACGGAAGGAUUGCUCCGUUUGCUGGUGCCGAAUCUAAGUGCAACUGCCUGGAGCGCGGAUGCGACUGCUUCGAGGCAGAGCACUACCUGGCCACCAGUGCCAAAUUCAACACGAUCGCCGCCCUGGCUGUCACACCCGAUAGCCAUGUGCACAUCGCGGACCAGGCCAACUACCGUAUCCGCUCCGUUAUGUCGAGCAUCCCGGAGGCAAGUCCGUCGCGGGAGUACGAGAUCUAUGCACCCGACAUGCAGGAGAUCUACAUUUUCAACCGGUUCGGACAGCACGUGUCCACACGCAACAUCUUGACCGGAGAGACGACCUACGUGUUCACCUACAACGUAAACACCUCCAAUGGCAAGCUGAGCACCGUCACAGACGCGGCUGGCAACAAGGUGUUCCUGCUUCGGGAUUACACCUCCCAGGUAAAUUCGAUCGAGAACACGAAGGGUCAGAAGUGCCGUCUGCGCAUGACCAGAAUGAAAAUGCUUCACGAGUUGAGCACUCCGGACAACUACAAUGUGACCUACGAAUACCACGGCCCCACCGGUCUGCUGCGAACCAAGCUGGACUCCACCGGACGUUCCUACGUGUACAACUACGAUGAGUUUGGCCGCCUCACUUCCGCAGUGACUCCCACCGGGCGUGUCAUCGAGCUGAGCUUCGAUCUGAGCGUAAAGGGAGCCCAGGUGAAGGUUUCGGAGAACGCCCAGAAGGAAAUGUCUCUGCUGAUCCAAGGUGCUACCGUUAUUGUGCGCAAUGGCGCGGCCGAGUCGCGCACUACCGUCGACAUGGACGGCUCCACCACGAGCAUCACGCCAUGGGGCCACAACCUGCAGAUGGAGGUGGCACCCUACACCAUUCUGGCAGAGCAAAGUCCACUGCUUGGCGAGAGCUACCCGGUCCCAGCUAAGCAGCGCACCGAGAUCGCUGGUGACCUGGCCAACAGAUUUGAGUGGCGCUACUUCGUGCGCCGUCAGCAGCCACUGCAAGCGGGCAAGCAGAGCAAGGGACCGCCACGUCCCGUAACCGAAGUUGGACGCAAGCUGCGCGUGAACGGAGACAACGUGCUGACCUUGGAGUACGACCGCGAGACCCAGUCGGUGGUCGUCAUGGUGGACGACAAGCAGGAGCUGCUUAACGUGACCUACGAUCGCACUUCCCGCCCCAUUAGCUUCCGACCGCAGUCCGGCGACUACGCGGAUGUGGACUUGGAGUACGAUCGAUUCGGACGUCUGGUCAGUUGGAAGUGGGGUGUCCUGCAGGAAGCGUACUCCUUCGACCGCAAUGGCCGUCUGAACGAGAUCAAGUACGGCGAUGGCUCGACAAUGGUCUACGCCUUCAAGGACAUGUUCGGCUCCUUACCACUGAAGGUGACUACGCCCAGACGAUCCGACUAUCUCCUGCAGUACGACGACGCGGGGGCCCUUCAGAGCCUGACUACACCUCGAGGCCAUAUCCACGCGUUCUCCCUGCAGACUUCUCUGGGCUUCUUCAAGUACCAGUACUAUUCACCAAUCAACCGACACCCCUUCGAAAUUCUGUACAACGACGAGGGUCAGGUCUUGGCCAAGAUCCACCCGCACCAAUCCGGCAAGGUGGCAUUCGUACAUGACACCGCCGGACGACUGGAGACCAUCCUCGCGGGACUAUCCAGCACCCACUAUACCUACCAGGAUACAACCAGCCUAGUAAAGUCUGUGGAGGUGCAGGAGCCGGGCUUCGAGUUGCGCCGAGAGUUUAAAUACCACGCCGGCAUUCUGAAGGACGAGAAAUUGCGCUUCGGCUCCAAGAACUCGCUGGCCUCUGCGCACUACAAGUACGCCUACGACGGAAACGCUCGACUCAGCGGCAUCGAGAUGGCCAUCGACGACAAGGAGCUGCCAACCACGCGGUACAAGUACAGCCAAAACCUGGGACAACUGGAGGUCGUGCAGGAUCUGAAGAUCACGCGCAACGCCUUCAACCGAACAGUCAUUCAGGACUCUGCCAAGCAGUUCUUCGCCAUUGUGGACUACGACCAACACGGUCGGGUCAAGAGCGUGCUAAUGAACGUGAAAAACAUUGAUGUGUUCCGCCUGGAGCUGGACUACGAUCUCCGCAACCGCAUCAAGUCGCAAAAGACGACAUUCGGUAGGUCGACGGCAUUCGAUAAGAUUAACUACAAUGCCGACGGCCAUGUGGUUGAGGUCCUGGGCACCAACAACUGGAAGUAUCUGUUCGACGAGAACGGCAACACUGUUGGCGUGGUCGACCAGGGCGAGAAGUUCAAUCUGGGCUACGACAUCGGAGAUCGAGUCAUCAAGGUGGGCGAUGUGGAGUUCAACAACUACGAUGCCCGCGGCUUCGUAGUGAAGCGCGGCGAGCAGAAGUAUCGGUACAACAACCGCGGUCAGUUGAUUCACUCAUUCGAAAGGGAACGGUUCCAGAGCUGGUACUACUACGACGACCGCAGCCGCCUGGUGGCCUGGCACGACAACAAGGGUAACACCACGCAGUACUACUACGCCAAUCCGCGCACUCCCCAUCUCGUGACCCACGUGCACUUCCCCAAGCUCAGCCGCACCAUGAAGCUGUUCUACGAUGACCGCGACAUGCUAAUCGCUCUGGAGUAUGAGGAGCAGCGCUACUACGUGGCCACCGACCAGAAUGGCUCGCCACUAGCCUUCUUUGAUCAGAAUGGCAGCAUUGUCAAGGAAAUGAAGCGAACGCCGUUCGGCCGAGUCAUCAAGGACACUAAGCCGGAGUUCUUUGUGCCCAUCGAUUUCCACGGCGGACUGAUCGACCCGCACACCAAGCUGGUGUACACCGAGCAGCGGCAGUACGACCCGCACGUGGGCCAGUGGAUGACUCCGCUGUGGGAGACGCUCGCCACCGAGAUGUCACACCCGACGGAUGUGUUCAUCUACCGCUACCACAACAACGACCCCAUCAACCCGAAUAAGCCGCAGAACUAUAUGAUCGACCUGGAUUCCUGGCUCCAGUUAUUCGGCUAUGAUCUGAACAACAUGCAAAGCAGCCGCUACACCAAGCUGGCCCAGUACACGCCGCAGGCCUCGAUCAAGUCAAACACGUUGGCCCCUGACUUCGGCGUGAUCUCCGGCCUGGAGUGUAUCGUGGAAAAAACAAGCGAGAAGUUCAGUGACUUUGACUUUGUGCCCAAGCCGCUGCUGAAAAUGGAGCCAAAGAUGCGCAACUUGCUGCCGCGUGUCAGCUACCGACGUGGUGUGUUCGGCGAAGGCGUGCUCCUCUCUAGGAUCGGCGGACGGGCGCUGGUUAGCGUUGUCGACGGAUCAAACAGCGUGGUACAGGACGUGGUGAGCAGCGUGUUUAACAACUCGUACUUCCUGGACCUGCACUUCAGCAUCCACGACCAAGACGUAUUUUACUUCGUAAAGGACAAUGUCCUCAAGCUGCGCGACGACAACGAGGAGCUGCGUCGCCUGGGCGGCAUGUUCAACAUAUCAACGCAUGAAAUCAGCGAUCACGGAGGCAGUGCCGCCAAGGAGUUGCGCCUGCACGGUCCCGACGCCGUUGUCAUUAUAAAAUACGGCGUUGAUCCCGAGCAGGAGCGCCACCGCAUCCUAAAGCACGCCCACAAACGGGCAGUGGAGCGUGCUUGGGAAUUGGAGAAGCAGCUGGUGGCCGCCGGCUUCCAAGGGCGUGGCGACUGGACCGAGGAGGAGAAGGAGGAGCUUGUCCAGCACGGCGACGUCGACGGCUGGAACGGAAUCGAUAUCCACAGCAUACACAAGUAUCCGCAACUGGCCGACGACCCCGGCAACGUCGCUUUCCAGCGGGACGCGAAGCGGAAGCGACGCAAGACCGGCAGCAGCCAUCGGAGUGCCUCCAACCGGCGCCAGCUCAAGUUCGGCGAGCUGAGUGCGUGAGUGGAGGCGUAUAGAGAGAAGCUAGUGGUGGAGGCGGAGCCAGAGACAGAGCCCGAGGAGAGUGACACGACCGACGAGGAAUAUGGCGACCAGGAGGACUACCUAAUAGCCGUGGGCAAAAAGGAGCCAAGGGACAGCAGUGAGGCACUGGACGAGCAGAUUUUGUAAUUAGGUGAAAUGCGCAAACUAUGCGACCACAACAAAAACAACCGAAACAACAGCACAACUCUCGAUGACACAACACAAAAUAAGACAAGAUACAAAGGAAAAGCCAGCAUUGAAUACACUAAUUAAUACAAACUUUAAUCAUGCUUAAAGUUUAGUAUUAGCCACAACGCAGCCCUCGAAUAACCGAAGAAACACACAACACUGGAACAGAAAUAUGUAUGUUGAUGUUGAGUUUAGGCUUACAAUAGGCGUAUGUUUAGUCCAUGUGUGUAAUGUUUAAUGUAAUUUUUUGAAUCAGAAUCAGUGUCCCCACGGGCAAACAGCUUGCAGUGGCAUUUUAGGUCAGGGUGGGUAUUAUUUAAAUUGGUCCACCAACCGAUUUAGGUCGAGACAGCAUUGCAUAGAUCGAACCAAUUAAAACGGAACAAGAUCGUUUUUUUCGGUAAUCGGAGUUUGGCCAAAACACAGCCCAACAAGCCAGUGGCACUGCAAUGUCAAACGAUGAGUAUUACACAGCAAAAUAUGCUUACGAUAAGUACAGAUGUUAAACUACGAAAUGAAUAAAUGUAAAAAGAUUCAAGUUCUGCAUAGUAGCUCCCUAGUCUUUGGUCCAAGCCUGGCCCACUCCAACACAGUCCACUCUCAUAUGGCAACAGAAAUGUUGAUCACCGCUUCUUAACCUACUUCUUCAUUGCUCAGUGUAUAUACGAACGAAACUUCUCAAGCCUCUACUGACAAAAAGCGCGUAAUUAUCCUUUAAUCGAACCCACUUUUUAGCGAAAUAGGUCUCUAAGCCGAAUGCUCGAAUUUAAAUUUACCAGACGCGUCUACCUAAUUUGGAUAGCCAAGAAUCAAAACGAAUUUCUACCAGUCCCCUUUAAUGCAAUACAAUACUCUAUCGACUCCUUUCACUCAUUUUAUGAUGUUAACUGUUGAAUUUAUUCAAAGGAAAAACGCAUUAAAAACUUUUUACAAAUUGUGAUAUAUAUUUCUAAACAUUUCAUUUGACAACUUGAAGUGUAACGAAGAAAAACUCGAAUUAACUCAAAUCGAACCGAAAGUAAUAGCAAACGCAUGUACUUUACUCAUUUUUGUAAACAUAGUCUCUUACGAUUAGUUUUAUGCUGCAAUAUUUAGUUCUUACCGUUUGCCAUGUUAAUUAUAAAAGCGUAAUUUUUUGUAAUGAUCCCACCCGGGAAUGUCGUCACAUAGGGUUUAGUUUCUUUUAAUUACUCUUUUUUUUAACACUCACAGCAAGAUAAAAUUUCUGUACUUCCUAAAAUUUGGCUGAAAUUUUGUCGGUAUUUUGUGUUUGAAAUUAUUAUUGAACUAUUUAUAAUUAAAACUAAACUAUUGACUAUUGAAAUAUUACCUAGCAUAAAAUAUAGUGCGCAUAUGGACUUGCGCGGAACUUAAACAUACCCCUAUAACCAUAAAAACACACCUUGUAUUAUAAACACCCAUACAUACAACUAAACGUAGGCUUAAGAAUUAGACUAAAGACAAAGCUCGUAAAAACAAAAAGGAUAAGCACCUAACUAAAGUGAAAAUAAGCGAUUGAUUCUGUUUUCUGUUUCAUGUGAGAAUAGAUCAGAAUAUUACAGAAGAUAACUGCGUAGUAAUUAGCUAAAGUGUUAGUAAUUUUAUUAAAUAAAAUUAUAAAUGAAAUAUGG
This is a messenger RNA of Drosophila erecta, 11221 nucleotides long. It is a transcript of the gene Ten-m, whose product is annotated as teneurin-m. The transcript is spliced from 9 exons. Lineage: Eukaryota; Metazoa; Arthropoda; Insecta; Diptera; Drosophilidae. The record is from RefSeq and is a predicted model, not a curated record. Bases 615 to 9380 code for a protein of 2921 amino acids. Gene Ontology annotation, biological process: motor neuron axon guidance.